Morchella importuna is the source of this 768-nucleotide messenger RNA. RefSeq lists its product as uncharacterized. NCBI's taxonomy places the organism in Eukaryota, Fungi, Ascomycota, Pezizomycetes, Pezizales, Morchellaceae. The transcript has a single exon. The coding region runs from base 1 to 768 and encodes 255 amino acids. The record is from RefSeq and is a predicted model, not a curated record.
AUGAGCGCACGAGGUCGGAGGAAGGUACUCUUCGUGAGGACGAGAUACAGGACAAGGGGGUUCAGCCCACCGCCUUCGCCUAUGGGCCUGGUGGAUGGCGCUGGCACUGAUCAUAAUAUUGCUGACCCUACACUUCCAUCGCCAGCAGUGGUUGAGGCUGGAACUAGUCCUGGGUUUCGGUCCGGGGCUGGAGAAGCAGUAGCCGUUCCAAAAUCUGCAGCUACAAUCACCGACGUAACAGCAGAGGAGAACAUGGCCGCGGGGGCGCUCGGAGAAAUACCCCCCACUAAGCGAGCAAAAGUUGAAGAGGAAUUCGAACCCAGCAAUUCGGAUGAACAUAUAGCUUAUAUAGCUGUCACUACGUCACCUCGCGCAAUAUCCCCUGCCGCUCCCGAUCCCGCGACACCAGCCAUAUGCAGAUCCAGAAGGACUCGCAGUACUGGUACAUACAUGCGCUCACACUCAUCUCCCAUUCGGCCGUUCACGGACUCCGGCUCUGGCCCCGGCGCGGAGCCUAUAUCGGCCAUGGACGCCGCGCUGAUCGAGAUCUCGAACGAUAGGUUUUUCAACCGUCACCGCAUUCACGAAGCCGCUGUCGCGCACCAGGUCGCGUGCGAGAGUGCCCUGGAACGCGUAAAGCAGCACCGGAGGCUCGGUACACGCCCCGAUGACUGGGAUGAGGAUCUGGCGCUGGAGGGACUGCCACCGCUGCAGAGAUGGAAGAAGAGGUUUGGGCUGGAGGAAGAAGAGAAAGAGAAUUGGUACUGA